AUGGGAUUGAAAUGUCAGUAAUGCAUGCUUGUGUAUUGAAGAAACCAGUCAUCAUUGGGACAAUAGCACUGUAUUUUGGCCUCAGAUUGAUUUAAUACAGCCUAGAUUGUUACUUUUUCAUAACAUCAAUUAACAUCGCUAAAUUAUUUGACCCUACAUCUGACAGAAAACAGCCAGCGGCCAGCCAGAAGACCAACCCGUCUAAGAGGCACCGUGACCGUCUGAAUGCAGAGCUGGACCGGCUGGCCAGUCUCCUACCCUUCACCCCAGACAUCAUCUCCAAACUGGACAAGCUCUCCGUGCUGCGCCUCAGCGUCAGCUACCUCCGGGUCAAAAGCUUCUUUCAAGGUAUGGACAUCACAGCGUCCCCAUGUGGUGCAGUUACACCCUAUACAGUCUCUCGUGACAGCAGUUACACCCUAUCGCGACAGCGCGCACACGAGAUUUGUCCCUGA
This is a messenger RNA of Coregonus sp. 'balchen', 455 nucleotides long. NCBI's taxonomy places the organism in Eukaryota, Metazoa, Chordata, Actinopteri, Salmoniformes, Salmonidae. The record is from the annotation of a GenBank genome assembly.